AUAAAAAUUGAAAACCCGCCGGAGCGCAUCGUCAUUCUUCAUUUGGCGCCAUUUCGCUGCCUCUGGCUCUUCCAGUUCUCCCAAAAGACGAGACGCACCCAUUCUCUCCAUUUCGCUAUCUGCUUCGUUCUUCGGGUUUAUGUUUGAGCUAGGAAGCUUGCGAUUGGGGGAGACGGGAAGCUGCCAUUUCAUAGUCGCAGACACACCAAAAAGGGGGCAUUGAUAAGAAAACAGUCUGGGAGAGUCAUCAGAAUAAUUGAACAAUAUGGCAUCAAGUUUGGGAGGGGCGUCGGUGUCGCAAACUGAUGAUUUUGAGACGUUCACUCCAACGACAGAUGUUGAGCCUCUAAAGAGGGCCUGGCGUAAUGAAAAAGCUGCUCCUGAGAUUCUACCCUUUGAGGCAUCUUUGGUUGGGAGAAUCAAAGAGCAGAUUCAAUUAAUGGAAGAUACUAUAGAGGAAUAUUCAAGAAGUGGCAUCGAUCCCCUAAUUGUAUCACUCUAUCAGAUGGAUUUAGAUAGGACACAGUUCUUGUUGAGAUCAUAUAUUAGGAUUCGCUUACAGAAGAUUGAGAAGUACAUGCUCUAUAUCUUGAAGUCGGAUGAACUUUUCAGACGGCUUUCUGAGGAAGAGAUAACAUUUACUGAUAGGUGUAGUCAUGAUAUGAAAAAACAUUUUGAUGAGAGUGUUCUAUCAAAAUUGCCAAAUAAUUAUCAGGACAUUUUGAGGCAAUCUAUAAUAAGUGAAGAGGAUGACAUGGUUCCAGAACCUCCACUGGACACGUUUGUGGUCUGCAAAAGUAAGGAAUAUCUUGAACAUAUACAGCUUGAGGAUGAGGAAGAGAGGGCAUCUAGUAGAGUAGAGGAACCUUUUGAGAUGGAGGCCAAUGUAUUACACAUUAUUCGCUACAAGCCUAUAAAAUCACUUGUAGAGAGCGGGAGAAUUGAUUUGCUGUAGACUAUCUUCACAGCAGCUUCGAACAUCGGUACCCUUCACCAUCUUUAUUAUCUUGCUCAAUCUGUGUGUGAUAAAAGGCAUUUUUCAACUUAGUUUUGGUAGUUUCAUGGCCUUAAUGUUGGUCACUGUUCCAUAAAGCAAAUAAUGUUAAGAGCAGUUGAAAGGUUUGAAAACCAUUCCUGGUUGGUUUUUCAAGGUAACCAAUUGUCCAUAAUGAACUUUGUAGCAUCAGUGCAACCAACUACUAAAAUAGUUAGCAUCUACCUUGAACUUCACUUU
Molecule: messenger RNA, 1234 nt
Organism: Cucurbita maxima (winter squash)
Lineage: Eukaryota; Viridiplantae; Streptophyta; Magnoliopsida; Cucurbitales; Cucurbitaceae
Product: DNA replication complex GINS protein SLD5
Exons: 9
Coding region: 266-955 (229 amino acids)
Biological process (GO): DNA-templated DNA replication; double-strand break repair via break-induced replication
Cellular component (GO): GINS complex
Source: RefSeq, a predicted model, not a curated record